AGGGUGGCGAAUUCCAUUCGAAGAGUGUUCAUCGCUGAAGUCCCCAUCAUAGCCAUCGACUGGGUCCAGAUAGACGCCAACUCUUCCGUGCUCCAUGAUGAAUUCAUUGCACACAGGCUGGGUCUCAUCCCGCUCACCAGUGAUGACAUUGUGGAUAAGAUGCAAUAUUCCAGAGACUGCACAUGUGAUGAGUUCUGUCCGGAGUGCUCUGUGGAGUUCACCCUUGAUGUCCGGUGCAAUGAAGACCAGACCCGUCAUGUCACAUCCCGUGAUCUCAUCUCGAACAACCCUCGGGUCAUACCGGUGACAUCUCGGAGUAGAGACAACGACCCCAAUGACUAUGUGGAGCAGGAUGACAUCCUCAUUGUGAAGCUGCGGAAGGGCCAGGAGCUGAGACUGCGAGCCUAUGCCAAGAAGGGCUUUGGCAAGGAGCAUGCCAAGUGGAACCCCACAGCAGGCGUAGCAUUCGAGUAUGACCCAGACAACGCGCUGAGGCACACUGUAUACCCCAAACCGGAGGAGUGGCCCAAGAGUGAGUACUCAGAGAUUGACGAGGAGGAUGCUCAGGCUCCCUAUGACCCCAAUGGGAAGCCAGAGAGGUUUUAUUACAACGUGGAGUCCUGUGGUUCUCUGCGCCCAGAGACCAUUGUUCUCUCCGCACUGUCCGGCCUGAAGAAGAAACUGAGUGACCUCCAGACCCAGCUAAGCCAUGAGAUUCAGAGCGACGUCCUCACUAUAAACUGAGAUGACCCCUUGCGAGAGAGUGCUCAGGUGUGAGUGAGGCAGAAGGUUCCUGGCUCUUUCCAGCAGCACUCUGGGCUGAGGCUUUUACCUCCCCAUCUCCCUCUGCCUCUCCUGGCCCAGCUGUGCUGGUUGGUUACACCUCUUCCCCAGCCCCCCUUCCGAGGGAAAGCCAGCGUGAUGUGUAGGGUAAAGCAGGAAGGGAAUCGGUGAGCACCUUCACUGGAACAGGCUUUGUCUCUAAGUGAUCCCAGAGUUUUAGGCCAGAGUUUUGGAUCCUGGCCAAGUGGUGUUUGGUAUUGGGAAGAGGUGUACCUCAGUUACACAACCCUACCUUAUUUGCAUGUCCAGUCCUUCUGUGCUGAAUAAAGCUUUACCUCCUCUGUGUUUUGUCAUCCCUGAAAGCUCGUCUGGGGCUGCAGGAGGAGAUGUCACGUCAUUUACUUCUCUCCAAUAGACAUUAACUUAAUGAGAUCUGCUUUGGAGGGAGCAUAGCUCUCUACUGCUGAUUGCUGCUCUUGACAUAAUCUCCUAAGGAGACCAGAAUCCCCUCCAGCAGGUAGCCUGUCGUUUACCGAUCCAGCGCUACAUUUAAAGCAGAUGUUUGAGGCUGGGCUGGUAAGCGAGAUGCUGCAGAAGGCAGUGCUGCAGGGAAGCCCAGAUGAGCCAGGCAGGCUCAGCUGUAUUUAAAGACUCCUUUGGAGCAGACUUUACCCAUACACUAUAUAAUCUUUAUGUUAGGCGCUGGGAUGGCAGGGAGUCCAUCAUUAAUAACCCCUGGCUGACAACUUCCAGUGUGCCUGCAGCCCCAAGGCGGGUUGUGUGCUGGGCUGGAGCUUGGUGUAGGUCCCAAACCGUGACCACCGUGGCAGUGGCUGAAGGGCUCCAGUGAUUACCUGGGUCACCCUUUCUCAUAGAAUCAUUUAGGUUGGAAAAGACCUUCAAG
Molecule: messenger RNA, 1687 nt
Organism: Haliaeetus leucocephalus (bald eagle)
Lineage: Eukaryota; Metazoa; Chordata; Aves; Accipitriformes; Accipitridae
Gene: POLR2C
Product: polymerase (RNA) II (DNA directed) polypeptide C, 33kDa
Exons: 8
Biological process (GO): DNA-templated transcription
Cellular component (GO): RNA polymerase II, core complex
Molecular function (GO): DNA binding; DNA-directed RNA polymerase activity; protein dimerization activity
Source: RefSeq, a predicted model, not a curated record